Molecule: messenger RNA, 777 nt
Organism: Pseudogymnoascus destructans
Lineage: Eukaryota; Fungi; Ascomycota; Leotiomycetes; Thelebolales; Thelebolaceae
Exons: 1
Coding region: 1-777 (258 amino acids)
Molecular function (GO): protein binding
Source: RefSeq, a predicted model, not a curated record
AUGGGUGACACACCUUUUUGCCGCCUUCCUGAUGAAAUCAUCCUGGAGAUAGGCUCCAGCCUCGAGGCCUCCGAUCUUGCAGCCUUAAUACGAACAUGUCGUCGCUACUAUGACUCCAUGCAAGAUAUGCUCUACAACGUUGCCGUCACUUAUACACUCAACUCAGGCAUACUAUAUAAGGAGCAAACAGUGCUCCAAUGGGCAGCGAUUGAAUCAAAGCAGCGCAAAUGGACACUCGCUGCUUUGGUAAGGAAGGGAGCAGAUAUCUAUGGCGAAGGCAUGCUCCUCGGUACACUCUUACAUGAUGUAGCAGCUUCGGGGGACGAAAAAGCUACGAAACUACUCGUCAGAUCCGGCAUACACCCAUGGACAGCUGUCCAUAGCGCCCCACCCCUUGUCCAUGCAUCAGGAGGUGGGCACGAAUCAAUCGUUCGAUAUCUCCUCUAUGAUGCUAUGAAUAUAUGGCAGCGAGAUGCGCCUCAGCAUAUUAUGACCUUUGAGGAAUCGAAUCGGGUUACUAUAGCAUGGGACGAGGCAGAACGACAAUGGGCCCUCCAUGAGGCCCUUAGUCGUGCAGCCAGGCGUGGUCAUCUAGCAAUUGUCGAGCUCUUAUGUCAGCAUAUAGACGUCUCUAAACCCUGUUUGACUGGGACUCCGUUCACUAUGAGUGCAUCUAUAGGAGGGUCAAUAGAAGUUAUGCAAAUGCUGCUUAGGCUUGGGGCGGAGCUGGGUCCUUCCGUACUCCAUAAGCUGCUGAUCAUGGCCAUCUGGUCCUAG